UGUGAUGUUUUUGUUGUUGUGGUUUUGAUAAUGUUGUUUUUAAUUUACAUAUUCCUUGAGUUUAUCUGAAUCUAAGAAUAUUCUAUCCCUUAAAUAACUCAUGUGUUUCACAUGUUGGUGGAAAUCACUUAUUGUGGUAGGUUUUCAUAGGUAUCAGCUGGUUGCACGUUAUUUACAUUGCUUGGAAGCUCGGUGAACUAUUUUAAAAAUGCCUCUGACCGCUGAUGUAGCUGCUCAACAAGUCCAGGAAAGAUUGCGUUCACUUCAUAGACUUAUCUAUGAUAUAGAAGUUGAAAGAGGGAGAAAUGAACAAUGCAUUGAUUCUAUCUUACGAGCUGAACGAGCUGCGGAAACUCAAUCCACAACAGAAGAUUCUUCUAGUUCGUCACAGCAGCAAACACAGUUGAAAAACUUAUACAAAGCUGGACUAACAGCAACUGAGCAAGAAGAGAGACUACUUAGAGCAGCACUUUCACGUAUCUAUGAGAUACGUGCAAUUAAGAACGAGAGGCGUAUGCAGGCGCGUCACGCGGGCAACAAGGAGACUAUAGGUUGCGGCGCGUUGAUGAAGAUGUUACUGAGCGCGGCGCAGACUCUGCCCCUUCAUGUAGGGCGCGUGGGGGAGCGAGCUCCGCCCCUGUGCGGCGCCGUGCCUGCGGACCCCGGGCACGUGGCGCGCCCCGGGGACGCCGUCGCGGCGCUGGUGCGCGUGUCCGACAAGGAGGAGAACUGGAUACUGGCUGAGGUGGUGAGCUGGCUACCAGCGCAGGGUAAAUAUGAAGUGGAUGACAUCGACGAGGAGCAAAAAAACCGGCAUGUUUUGAGCAAGCGGCGGGUCGUGCCAUUGCCGUUGAUGCGCGCUGAGCCUCGCACCGACGAACCGGCGCUGUUCCCUAAGGGGGCCGUGGUUAUGGCCUUGUACCCGCAGACUACCUGCUUCUAUAGAGCUGUCGUGAAUAGACUGCCGGCUAACGCUGCUGACCCGUAUGAAGUACUGUUUGAGGAUUCGUCAUACGCGGACGGUUACUCCCCGCCGGAGCGCGUGGCGCAGCGCUACGUGAUCGCCAUCAAGGAGGGCAAGGGGCGCGCCACCUGACCGCAGGCGCAGACGCGCGCCAAUCAGCCGCAUUCUUCUAUAGCGCGCGCCUCGCCAUUAUCCACAGACUCCAUG
Chilo suppressalis (striped riceborer) is the source of this 1171-nucleotide messenger RNA. Lineage: Eukaryota; Metazoa; Arthropoda; Insecta; Lepidoptera; Crambidae. The record is from the annotation of a GenBank genome assembly.